Molecule: messenger RNA, 1515 nt
Organism: Cucurbitaria berberidis CBS 394.84
Lineage: Eukaryota; Fungi; Ascomycota; Dothideomycetes; Pleosporales; Cucurbitariaceae
Product: Zn-dependent exopeptidase
Exons: 3
Coding region: 252-1376 (374 amino acids)
Biological process (GO): proteolysis
Molecular function (GO): metalloexopeptidase activity
Source: RefSeq, a predicted model, not a curated record
AGCCAAGUCCCGCCUUAUUGCAGAUGUCUUGUCGCCUGUCGAAUUGAGAUAGGCCCUGAUUAGUGCUGGUAUAGAACCUCGCGUACGACGAAUCAGUUAACAGCACGUUAUAGAUGAGGUUGCACUUGGCACACAAGGAUUACUGAGAUAUCGGCGUGGGAGCCAGUUCGAGGGCAAGGGACGAAGUACAUAAGAAGGCGAACAGAGCUUCUGUUCUCAAAUCAGUCGCAGCAUCUUUCAAUCCCGACACGAUGAAGUUUCAGUCCACAUUCGCCCUCGCGCUGUCCGCGUCCGCGGCGCUUGCUCUCAGCAUUCCGAAGAGGGAGGCCGAACAGCUCUUCACGGUUGAGCUCGCGCCUGGAGAGACCAAGCAAGUGACUGAAGCCCAGAAAUGGGAGCUUCACAAUGCUGGUGUGCACUUCAUGGACAUCACCGACUACAGUGAGCUUCACGAAGCGUCGCUGAACCGGAGGGCCGUUGCAGCAACGUUCCCAGCAGCCGUAUCGCAAAAGACCAGCGUGACUCCGCUCAUCGCCAAGCUCAGCACAUCGAACAUGCAGACCAAACUCACAACAUUUUCGAACUUCCAAAACCGCUACUACAAGAGUUCGUUCGGCAAGCAAUCUUCUGAAUGGCUUCUGUCGCAAGUUCAAGCUGUAGUCACCGCAUCUGGCGUAUCAGGAGCGACGGUUCGUGCUUUCAGCCACCCAUCGUGGACGCAGAACAGCGUGAUCGCCACCAUCCCCGGCAAGAGCACCAACACGAUUGUGAUCGGUGCGCACCAAGAUAGCGUCAACGGCAACAGCCCGGCAGCAGGCCGUGCUCCUGGUGCGGACGACGAUGGCAGUGGCACAUUCACCAUCUUGGAGGCAUUGAGGGUGUUGCUGACCGAUUCACGUGUCGCGAGCGGACAGGCCCCUAACACGAUUGAGUUCCAUUGGUAUGCGGCCGAAGAGGGCGGGCUUUUGGGAAGCCAGGCUAUCUUCACCGACUACAAGAACAAGGGCAAGGUUGUCAAGGCCAUGCUCCAGCAGGAUAUGACGGGUUACGUAAAGCCCGGCGUGAAGGAGAGCGUUGGUGUCAUUACCGACUUUGUCGAUGCGGGACUCACGACUUUCAUCAAGAAGGUCAUCACUGCAUACUGCACGAUCCCCUUCGUCGAGACAAAGUGUGGCUACGCUUGCUCCGACCACGCCAGCGCCUCAAAGGCCGGUUAUCCUUCAGCCUUUGUCAUUGAAUCUGCCAUGGACGACACCAGCAAAUUUAUCCACACUGCGCAGGACACUCUUAGCACUAUCAGCUUCAGCCAUAUGCUGGAGCACGCGAAGUUGACGGUUGGUUUGGCGUAUGAACUGGGUUUCGCAACGGCUUUGUAGGGUUUCAUGUAAAGAUACUGUGGUGGAGAUUGAUCAUUUAACCCGAUAAAUCAACUGGAUUUAAGAACAGCUGAGGAGCGCAAGAGCGUCUUCAGUCAUAAAUGACAGAUUAAAUUCAACCUCGCCCCGUUCUCCAAGC